AAACGUUACUCGCACCGCCUUUUUAUGAAACAUUUCACUUCGGCGGAAUGCGGGCUCCUUCAGUCGGUUCGCUCUCCCUUAUGGCGUCCAAGGUUGUGGCUGCUCAGCGGUCGCCGGAGUCCAAGCCCGAAAACCCUCGCAUCCCUCCCGUUCAGCAGAAAGAGGUCUUGUUAUUCGAGUGGUGGUUAAUAAAAGCGGAGAAGGCUUAUAAUGGGAAGAGGCUAACAGUUGGUGGAUUCACCAAAAGGGGGGAAGCUGUGGGAAUUUUCAAAUCUGCCCCUAUCAUCAAACGCCAUGAUCACUGUACUCUUGAGACGGCUGAUGGUAUCACCUUAAGGAUCCAGGGUUCUAUCAACAAAACUCGAACUAUUGAUAAUGGGUUCCCUCUUGAGGUUUGUAAUGCUUUUUGGUUUGGGUUUCCUUCCUCUUGGGACAUUUUUUUUGAGGAGUCCUCUGGGAGCAAUCCCUAUGAUUGGAAAAUGCUGGAGCACCAGCCUGAAACCAGAUUUGACCCAUCAUUUCAGCAGAAAACUGUCUUUUUGAGAAAUUGGUGGUUAAGGAGAGCAGAGAAGGGGUCCGACGGGAAUAGCCUAGCAGUUGGCGGGUUCACUGAAUGGGGGAAAGCUAUGAGAAUCUUUGAUUCUUCCCCUAUUAUCAAACGCCAUGAUGCCUAUACUCUUGAGACAGCUGAUGGGAUUACCAUAAGGAUCGAGGGAUUUAUUAACAAAAAACGCACUCUUGAUAAUGGGUUUCCUUUUGAGGCUUGUAAAACUUUCUUGAUUGGUUUCCCUACAACCUGGACCGAUUAUGCUAGUGACUCUUCUAGGGACAAAUCCUCGCAUGCUGAAAUUCCUUUAAUUCCCUCUAGAGGUGCUGGGUGUUGUAAGGAUUCUCUUGAAAAUGCACCAUUUGGAUUUCCUGUUAAAUCGAAGAACAUUAUCCCUGAAAACGUUUCGUCUACCUCUAAUACUUCUGCUCGUGCUUCUGGUACAAGACUUCGGGAGGCUAUACUGAAAUUUGCAACCUGGGUGUCAACUUCUAGUCCUGUGCACAUGCCUUUUGUGGACAGAAGUUCCCAUCAUUUACCAGAGAGAAGUAUUUGUGAUAAUAAUCAGCUGCAAAAUGAUGAGAGUUGUGGAGCUAAUAUGAGAGAUGCUCAUACUAUUUACCGGUUUCAGGAUGAUGAGACUCAUGGAACUAAUUUGAGAGAUGCUCAUUCUGUUUACAAUUAUUGUGAAACUGGCCAUACUCCUGUUGACAAUGCUUCUGAAAAACGUGAAGCUAGCUGUACUGAAGGACUUCAUACAUCAGGAGUAGGGUGCCCUUCAGUUGAUUUACAUUUAGACGGACUCCCAGAAGAGAAAUGCAAUGGGCAUGUAGUAUCAAAAGGUCACCAUGAUGAAUGUGUGGGAACUUGCAGCACUAGUAAUUUGUCGGACUCUGUAGCUGGUAAAGGCCAUCAGAAAGAGGAAAUUGCUCAGGAAAAAGAUGAGAAGAAUGAUAUAUGUUCAACUAGAAGGCCAAAAAAAGUAAGAUCAGUAUUAUCAAAUGUAGAAAAUCAUGGAGAAGAUCAAAAGUAUGCCAAGCUCACAAGUAAGCCUGUUAGAAGAAGUUUAAGAUUAAUGCCAUCAAACAACCUUGAAGAUGUUCACGGAGAAUUUCAAGAUAGUCCUCAAUUCCUUAAGGGGACCAAUGAUAUGAACUGUGCUAACUUGAUACUUGAUAGAUCUAAAACUUGCGCAAGUCAGCCUAUUGACACAUUAGUGAAAGAUGGCUCCUCGUCUCCAAAUCAUUAUGUAGAAGCUCAGAAAUGUGCCAAAUCCUUAGCUAAACCUGUUAGAAAAAGUGAGAAAUUAGUGUUGCUAAAACUUGAAAAUGUUCAUGGAGAAUUUCAAGAUUAUUCUCAGUUUCUUAAUGAGACUAAUAAUAUGAACCAUGCUAACUUAUCACCUGAUGGAUCUAAAAUUAGUGCAAGAAGUCGGCCUAAUUAUACUAUGUUAAAAGGGAGCCCUUUGUCUCCAACAUCUAACAUUCUUGUUCCUUCAGCUGGGGUGUUGUCAGAAGAAAAUCAAGAUGUUCAUAAGCAUUCUUUUAAUACACAUUUAGGACUAGUUGAAGAAACCCCUGCAAAUUCUAAAGCAGUAACUUCACAAACCAUGGACAAAAAGAUGUUAAGGUGCACUGGGAGAAAGAAAGAUAAUCAAACUGCUAGAAGCAGAACAAAAGCUGAGAAAAAUGGCUCCAGAAAUCAGUCGUCUGGUACUAGUUUUGAAGAAAAUAUAUUGGUCUCUUCUGCUUCCAUUUCAAGACCAAAAGCAAUUCCUCUAACUCCCAUAUCUGAUAAAUCUUCCACAAUGAGAAAAAAUUCUGAAGUUGCAAAACAUAUUGAUGCUUCAACAGAGACACAACAGACUAAAGAUAAAGCAUCUCAUUCAAUUGGAUACAAAACUGUUUGGGUAUCUAGCUAUACAGAUGGUCAACGUACACCAUUAACCCGAUCUGAGAAGAAGAAAUCAUCUAUUCUCACACCCGAAUCAUUAAAUUUAAAGAGAUCGAGAUCAGGCCGAUUGCUUAUUCCAAGGUUAGACUGUUCCAUGAGGGUGAUGUAUGAACCGGAUGGAUCAUUUGCCGGAACUGCUACUGUGGAUGGCUCGCGUGCUGGAAAUGCUACCGUGGUGAUGUCAACAUCUCAAUGCAAAGGAAGUCGAAAAGCGCUUAAUAGAAAGCAGCAGCGUUAAAUAGUCUUUUCCCAGAUAACAGACUUGGCGCUAACCAACCAGGUGAAUGGUGCGUUUUCCUUGAAUUGUGUAUGUCAGAUAGACCUCUUUCUUCCAACAUACAUAUAUAGAACGCAGCUGCCACUUCUGAGAAUAGCUGCUAAAAAAUCAAGAAAGUUUGCUGCUAGUAACUGAUAUAUGUAUAAAUAACCAGAUGUAGGUUUCCUUACACUGCCUAAUAUUUUUAACGUUUGAAUGCAUAAUAUGGUCAGUUUUGUUCUGCA
This is a messenger RNA of Dendrobium catenatum, 3001 nucleotides long. RefSeq lists its product as uncharacterized. The record is from RefSeq and is a predicted model, not a curated record. NCBI's taxonomy places the organism in Eukaryota, Viridiplantae, Streptophyta, Magnoliopsida, Asparagales, Orchidaceae. The transcript is spliced from 14 exons. Bases 48 to 2738 code for a protein of 896 amino acids.